CACACAACUCAAUAUCGUGCGCAUCACCAGUAGACCGUCAGGCAUGCAAGGACUUGGAUGGGUUGGUCUCUUACUUUUGUAUUAUGCAGCUGCUGUUUCAGCGGCCGGUGAUACAACAUGUUAUAGCAGUAAACUGGAUUGGUACACAAGCGCGGUCGGUGAAACCCCUUGCAUGACGUACCAGAGGCUUCGACAAAUAUGCAACAGUUCUUACGAGGUUGGCGAUUUCUCUCAGUCCCCCCCCGUUUGGUUUUGCGACGAUCAUAUUGCGGAUUGCUGCUGCAAUUCUGUCGCAUUCGCAUUAGGCAUGCUUUGCAUGAAUUGCCAAGAAGACGCUGUUACGGGCGAAAUUGAUGCAGCUCCUGGAAUGUACACUGCUUAUCUCGCUACCUGUGGUACUCCCACAAAUCAGUCGCUUCCAGCAAGUAUUCAGCAAGCUGUGUGCAACGAGAACAUCAAGAUUGACAACUUUCUGUACAAUGGAUCCUAUUGGACUGAUGGAUCCUGGAACUAUCAAUGGACAGUGGAUUAUGCAUUAGAGCAGCAGGCAAUAUACAACAACAACACUUUUACGGCUUGCCCGAUCCAAGUUUCACCUUCCGCAUCCCUUCCCGCAUCCACAACGGUCCCUACUGCAGGUGCCAGUGCUGCCUCUGCAUUGUCAUCCAGCUCUGGGAAUGCAACUCCAUCUGCUUCAUCGACCUCACGGAAAGCUAUCAUCGGUGGUGCAGUGGGUGGCGCCGCGUUCGCCAUAGUCGCAGUGCUCGGCGGUGUUUACUGUUACAGGCGGCGCAAACGGCCUCGCAUGAUCCAGGAUACGCCAUCCCUGUUUACGGACCAAUUCCCUGACGCCCAGUCCAUCUAUGGAGCAUCUUUGGCGAACACUGAACCAGUAGUUACUCAAAGAUACAGUAGUCUCAGUCCAAAUCGACGAAAUCACUGGUCUAGGAAGUCUACUUUGCCGAUGCUACAUUCUUUGAGCCCUGAGCGGGCCCAGUUCCUCGAUACGUCAACUGGCCCGUCAUAUUUCGCAAAUGACAAUUUGCCUAGAACAGCGUCCUACAUCCGAGAAGAUGAUGCUGGCACGUUGAUUUCCCGUGGUGCACCUACAGAAAGACUUCCACCUGCGUAUCAUCCAUCUUGGGUGUCCAGAAAUACACCGGCAAGCAACUCAGACCCCAGCGAAGUAGUCACAUAG
Molecule: messenger RNA, 1198 nt
Organism: Suillus clintonianus
Lineage: Eukaryota; Fungi; Basidiomycota; Agaricomycetes; Boletales; Suillaceae
Exons: 11
Coding region: 44-1198 (384 amino acids)
Source: RefSeq, a predicted model, not a curated record